GGAGGCGGGGGCGGGGCGGGGCUCGGGUGGGAGGGAGGGGACGCAGGAGCUGUCCAGCUCCCAGCGUGCCCAAAGCAAGGCCCAGACCGCACCAGGCUUCCCUGCAGCCCUUUGGUUAAAAAUGGUUUCCAGAGUGGUCUCUACCAUGCUUCCUGGCCUGCUACUGUGGCUGGCAUUGGGAUGGACUCCAACACUCGCUUAUAGCCCACGAACUCCUGACCACGUCUCCGAAACAGAUAUCCAGAGGCUGCUUCACGGUGUCAUGGAGCAGUUGGGCAUUGCCAGGCCACGGGUGGAAUAUCCAGCUCAUCAGGCCAUGAAUCUUGUGGGCCCACAGAGUAUCGAAGGUGGAGCACAUGAAGGUCUGCAGCACUUGGGUCCUUUUGGCAACAUCCCCAACAUUGUGGCAGAGUUGACUGGUGACAACAUUCCUAAGGACUUCAGUGAGGAUCAGGGUUACCCUGACCCUCCAAACCCCUGUCCUCUUGGCAAAACAGCAGAUGAUGGAUGCCUAGAAAACACCCCUGACACAGCGGAGUUCAGUCGAGAAUUCCAGUUGCACCAGCACCUUUUUGAUCCAGAGCAUGACUACCCAGGCUUGGGCAAGUGGAACAAGAAACUCCUUUAUGAGAAGAUGAAGGGAGGACAGAGGCGGAAGCGGAGGAGUGUCAAUCCAUAUCUACAAGGACAGAGGCUGGACAAUGUUGUUGCAAAGAAGUCUGUCCCCCAUUUUUCAGAUGAGGAAAAGGACCCAGAGUAAAGAGAAGAUACUGGGUGGAAACUCAUGCCCCUCACCAUUAAUGUGCAUGUGUCACCAAAGCCCCCGCAAUGGGCAGCUUCUCACGUAGUAGUUAAUUAUGGAUGAAAAGCAGCUGUAUUCACAUUGUCCUUUACACUGAUGGCUCAGCUUUCUGCUAAGUUAGAAUAAGAGCUCUUUUGGUUUUAUUUUUGUCUUUCUGCAAUGAACAUUAGCAUUAAAAUGUAUAUGUCAAAGGCUGGGGAUUUAGCUCAGUGGUUCUUCCACCUGCUUUGUAAACACAAGGGCCCGAGUUCAAUCACUGGUACCAAAAAAACAAAGUAUAUGUUAAGUACAGUAAAAAGCAAGACUAUGAAAUGCUCAUAUUUCUUGCAGUUUAAAUGGUGUUUAGGGCUGUGCUUUGGCAAAAAAAGCUGGCAUUUGAAUUUGAUUAUGCAGUGCAUCGAGCCCUUGGGUCCUGUUAUACACCAAUAAAGAAGCCUGUGCCCCCAGGGAGGACUUGACACAUCUGUCUUGGCUGUAUCUUAGUAAAUGUUUAUGCAAGCAUCAGUGUGUGAAUGUGGU
Fukomys damarensis (Damara mole-rat) is the source of this 1321-nucleotide messenger RNA. RefSeq names its product neuroendocrine protein 7B2. Gene Ontology annotation, molecular function: enzyme regulator activity. The transcript is spliced from 6 exons. Gene Ontology annotation, biological process: neuropeptide signaling pathway; regulation of hormone secretion. NCBI's taxonomy places the organism in Eukaryota, Metazoa, Chordata, Mammalia, Rodentia, Bathyergidae. Gene Ontology annotation, cellular component: secretory granule. The coding region runs from base 122 to 760 and encodes 212 amino acids. The record is from RefSeq and is a predicted model, not a curated record.